Messenger RNA from Coregonus sp. 'balchen', 9481 nucleotides. The record is from the annotation of a GenBank genome assembly. NCBI's taxonomy places the organism in Eukaryota, Metazoa, Chordata, Actinopteri, Salmoniformes, Salmonidae.
GUACGCUGUGGUCACCUACGGUUCCAAGUCCCAUCAGACCAAUGUUAUUCCGUCCAACAAUCCUGUCUGGAAUGCUACCUUUGACAUGGGUCCCUUCGACAAAGACCUGAUGCUAAAGGUGGAGGUCUGGGAUGAAGAUCCUAUGGGUUAUAAUGACAAGCUGAAGUACUGUACCUUCAACCUCGAGCAGGGGACACAUGAACGCUGGUGCAACAACAGUGGGGGGGGGCUUUUAUUUCCUGUACACCUUCACCUGCGACCCCCACUUGACCGGGGACCAGUGUGAAAAAUACAAACCUUCCAACGCCACAACAUACAAACUUUCCACCCCCACAGUCCACUCUACUCCACUCUACAGUAAGAGUAAGCAUCUCUUUUCUAUCCAGAGUUCAGCGCUCCUAUACCUAUGGUUGUUUUACAUCUCUGUAUAAUGUACCCCCCAGAACACAUGUUGGAGUAAAUUCAUUCCAGGCAGUGGGUCUGUUGCCUGUACAGCUCACCAGGAACCACGUUGGAAACAAGGGGAAUCAUUUCAAUAUGUGUGAUGGAAAAUGUUAUGUUUGUGCUUUUCUAAUAACCAAUUCGACUGGGUUCAUGCAAGUGACAGAUUUUUAAUACAUGUUGAUCCCUCCAAAGUUUAUCGUGUGAAGAGACAGCCUUGAAAAUGUUCAUCUUGUCUUUCGGGUCGUAAAUAAUCCCUGGUUCCUGCCUGUGCCUGGUAAAGAUAUGAGGGGGGGGGACAUGACCUCCUCCUUAGGACCAUCUGGCACCCAGAAUAUGUUCUAUAAGUUAAGAUAGGAGACGGUGCCAGACACAUGUAGGAACCAACCCUAUGAAAAAUGACCAUGUAACAUGUCUAUGUAAGGAGUAUAUAAGAGAUCUAACGGGAUCCCCGACGGAGCUCACUUCAGACCACUACUUUAUGCAUCUAAGUUUGGCUGUGACCUCACCAGCUUGCUGUUAAUAAAGAAUGAUUCAUUUAAGAUUGACUUCAGGUGUCCUUGGUGGUAAUUUCCACGACAGUUUGGCAUCACGAAAAAAAUGAUUGAUUUGAUCUGCAGAGCUUUCCAGUGGGGGUCUGCGAGGAAAACCGGUGGCGCAUUUUAUGAAGUGAAAUUCCCGUUUGACCAAAAGACGACGAGGCCCAGACCAGACCUUCACUGUGAGCUGCCCAUGAGGAGACACCACACGCCAACUGAUUUCAGUCAUUCAAUUUAAAUGAAUUUGUAUUAAAAAUAAAUGAUAAAACCAAUUAAACUAAACAUAAAAAUGGAGAAGACGUAUAUGUGGUCUGGGACCCCUGUAGUCUGGACAUAUCCCCCCCCCCCCCCCCCCACAUUCUUAAAUUGUUGCAUCCCUGAGUCUGGGACCACUAGGAGGGUCCCUGAGUCUGGGACUACUAGGAGGGUACCACUAGUCUUAGUCAAGUAAUAGCAUGAGGUGAUUGUGGAUGUGAGAGUUGGGUGAGUGUGGAAGAGGCCUAAUAAGAGGAUUGAAAUUAGGAUAUUAGUUGAUUGACAUUUCGAUAUUAAGAGGAAUUAAAUUAGGAUAUUAGUUGAUUGACAUUUGGAUAUUAAGAGGAAUUAAAUUAGGAUAUUAGUUGAUUGACAUUUGGAUAUUAAGAGGAAUUAAAUUAGGAUAUUAGUUGAUUGACAUUUGGAUAUUAAGAGGAAUUAAAUUAGGAUAUUAGUUGAUUGACAUUUGGAUAUUAAGAGGGAUUAAAUUUGGAUAUUAGUUGAUUGAAAUGUGGAUAUUAGUUGAUUGAAAUUUGGAUAAUAAGAGGUUUGAAAUGUGGAUAUUAGUUGAUUGAAAUUUGGAUAUUAAGAGGAAUGAAAUGUGGAUAUUAGUUGAUUGAAAUGUGGAUAUUAAGAGGAAUGAAAUGUGGAUAUUAGUUGAUUGAAAUUAGGAUAAUAAGAGAUAUUAUUAGUGAUAAGAGUGUUGAAAUGUAGAGAAUAAGAGAUAUUAUUACUAUGAACUACUGAGUGAAUGAGAGAAAGUGCAGGUGUUAUUCUAUUUGUGUGCGGCAAGACUGUAGAAUCUAUAGAGACUAUAGCAUCUAUGAGUACAUAGACUACUGAGACUAGAGACACCGAGAAACUAUAGAUACGCCAGACUAUAGAUGUUAUAGCAUACAGUACCAGUCAAAAGUUUGGACACACCUACUCAUUCAAGGGUUUUUCUUUAUUUUUACUAUUUUCUACAUUGUGUAAUAAUAGUGAAGACAUCAAAACUAUGAAAUAACACAUACGGAAUCAUGUACUUACCAAAAAAGUGUUAAACAAAUCAAAAUAUAUUUUAUAUUUGAGAUUCUUCAAAGUAGCCACCCUUUGCCUUGAUGACAGCUUUGCACACUCUUGGCAUUCUCUCAACCAGCUUCAUGAGGUAGUCACCUGGAAUGCAUUUCAAUUAACAGGUGUGCCUUGUUAAAAGUUCAUUUGUGGAAUCUCUUUCCUUCUUAAUUAGUUUGAGCCAAUCAGUUGUGUUGUGACAAGAUAGGGGUGGUAUACAGAAGAUAGCCCUAUUUGUUAAAAGACCAAGUCCAUAUUAUGGCAGGAACAGCUCAAAUAAGCAAAGAGAAACGACAGUCCAUCAUUACUUUAAGACAUGAAUGUCAGUCAACGUGGAACAUUUCAAGAACUUUGAACGUUUCUUCAAGUGUAGUCGCAAAAACCAUCAAGCGCUGUGAUGAAACUGGCUCUCAUGUGGACCGCCACAGGAAUGGAAGACCCAGAGUUACUUCUGCUGCAGAGGAUAAGUGACUUAGAGUUACCAGCCUCAGAAAUUGCAGCCCAAAUAAAUGCUUCACAGAGUUCAAGUCACAGACACAUCUCAACAUCAACUGUUCAGAGGAGACUGUGUGAAUCAGGCCUUCAUGGUCGAAUUGCUGCAAAGAAACCACUACUAAAGGACACCAAUAAGAAGAAGAGUCCAAAUUUGAGAUUUAUGGUUCCAACCGCCGUGUCUUUGUGAGACGCAGAGUAGGUGAAGCACGGAUGAGGAGGUGUGAUCGUGUUGGGGUGCUUUGCUGGUGACACUGUCUGUGAUUUAUUUAGAAUUCAAGGCACACUUACCCAGCAUGGCUACCACAGCAUUCUGCAGUGAUACAUCUCACCCAUAUGGUUUGUGCUUAGUGGGACUACCUUUUGUUUUUCAACAGGACAAUACCCCCAAACACACCUCCAGGCUGUGUAAGGGCUAUUUGACCAAGGAGAGUGAUGGAGUGCUGCAUGAGAUGACCUGGCUUCCACAAUGACCUGACCUCAACCCAAUUGAGAUGGUUUGGGAUGAGUUGGACCGCAGAGUGAAGGGAAAGCAGCCAACAAGUGCUCAGCAUAUGUGGGAACUCCUUCAAGACUGUUGGAAAAGCAUUCCUCAUGAAGCUGGUUGAGAGAAUGCCAAGAGUGUGCAAAGCUGUCAUCAAGGCAAAGGGUGGCUACUUUGUAGAAUCUCAAAUAUAAAAUAUAUUGUGAUUUGUUUAAAUAAAAUUUGGUUACUACAUAAUUCCAUAUGUGUUAUUUCAUAGUUUUGAUGUCUUCCCUAUUAUUCUACAAUGUAGAAAAUAGUAAAAAUAAAGAAAACCCCUUGAAUGAGUAGGUGUGUCCAAACUUUUGACUGGUACUGUAGAUACUGUAGAGCAGGGGUGUCAAACUCAUUUUAGCUCAGGGGCCACAUGGAGGAAAAUCUAUUCCCAAGUGGGCCGGACCGGAAAAAUCAUGGUAUAACAUAAAGCUGGAGCCUGAGGACAGUGUGUCCAAAAUAGUACAAGCACAACAUCACUAUUAAUCAUAAAACACGUCAAGUUUAUUUGAAAAUUCUAAAGAAAAAGAACACACAAACACACAAUGCCUCAGUGAUUAACAGAACUGUUUCACAGAUCACAGAACUAUAUCUGGGUGUCAUUUCUCAGGCAGAAAUGUAGAUAAAAAUAAUGAAAUCCUGUUCCCCAAACAAGUGCAAGAACCACAGAGUCAAGAAUAGGUUAAAUAUACAAAUAAAAUCAAUUAAAAACAAUAGCACAUCAACAUAAAAACAUAUAAACAUAAAGCUGGAGCCUGAGGACAGUGUCCAAAAGCACAACAUCACUAUUAAUCAUAAAACACCUCAAGUUAUUUGAAAGUUCUGAGGACAAAGAACACACAAACACACAAUGCCUCAGUGAUUCACAGAAGUAUAUCACAGAUCACAGAACUAUAUCAGGGUGUCAUUUCUCAGGCAGAAAUGUAGAUAAAAAUAAUGAAAUCCUGUUCCCCAAACAAGUGCAAGAACCACAGAGUCAAGAAUAGGUUAAAUAUACAAAUAAAAUAAAAUCAAUUAAAAACAAUAGCACAUCAACAUAAAAACAUAUAAACAUAAAUCUGAAAGCGUUGCUCAAACUCCCGUAACAGUCCCGUUAUUGUAUCUUUGAACCGCUUCAUGUCUGCCACAUGUUGGGUCGCGCACACAUUUUUCAGACAGGGGAAGUGAGCUGCAUCACCACCGGCAAGUUGCGUCUCCCACAAUGACAGCUUCAACUUGAAAGAACGUAUGCUGUCAUAAUACUGCGUGACAACUUUGUUGCGCCCUUGCAGCUGUUUGUUCAAGUUAUUCAGGUGCUCUGUAACAUCCACCAUAAAUGCAAGGUCCUGCAUCCAUUCUGCGGAAUGAAAUUCUAACACUGGUUUGCCCUUUUCUUCCAUGAACUGUUCAAUUUCUUCUCGUAAAUCAAAGAAACGCCUCAGCACAGCACCUCGGCUUAACCAUCUUACCUCAGUGUGGUAUGGCAGACCAUAGAUGUGGUCUUUCUCUCUGAGAAGGCUGUCAAACUGACGAUGAUUCAGGCUUCUGGAUCGGAUGAAAUUAACAGUUUGGAUGACCACCUUCAUGACGUUAUCCAUCUUUAAUGACUUGCAACACAAAGCCUCCUGGUGCAAAAUACAGUGAAAAGUCAAAAAAUCACGUCCUCCAUUUGCAGAUUGCACUUUCUCUCUGAACUUUGUCACAACGCCUGCUUUUUUCCCGAUCAUUGAGGGCGCACCAUCUGUAGCCAGGCUGACAGCGCGGGACCAGUCCACUCCGACCCUGUCCAGCGCGCCGACGAGUGCGGUAAAAAUAUCAGCUGCUGUCGUUGUAUCUGUCAUCGGCACCAACUCCACGAACUCCUCGGUGACGGUCAAUGUGUCAUCAACUCCGCGGAUGAAAAUGGCCAGUUGUGCAACAUCUGUAAUGUCCGUGCUUUCAUCAAUUGCAACCGAAAACGCAAUAAAUGACUUUACUUUUUGUUUCAACUGGCUGUCCAAAUCCACUGAAAGAUCGGAAAUCCUGUCUGCAACUGUGUUUCUUGUCAGGCUGAUAUUUGCAAAAGCCUGCCGCUUUUCAGGGCACACAAUCUCCGCUGCCUUUAUCAUGCAUGUUUUUACAAAUUCACCCUCACUAAAUGGUUUUGAAGCCACUGCGAUUUCAUUAGCAAUGAGGUAGCUAGCUUUCACUGCAGCGUCACUGAUGUCUCGGCUGUGAGUAAACACAGACUGCUAUUUCUUCAGACCCGCCAACAGUUCAUUCACCUUCUCUCAUCUCUGCUGUCCUUGAAAGUUGUCAUAUUUGUCGGCAUGAAGACUCACAUAGUGGCGACGAAGGUUAUAUUCUUUCAGCACUGCAACAUGCUCUGAACACACCAAACAUACAGCUUUCCCAUUCAAUUCCGUUAAUAAAUAGGAUGACCAUUUUUCUUGGAACACUCUGCGUCCACUUUUCUCUUUUUUGACAGAGACAUAUUGGGGCAAUGAGGGUGCCAAAGCACAUAAUGUUAAAAGUAGAAGCCGUAAUAAAUAUCGCGGGCAAAACAAAGUAGCUCAUUGGCUAAACGUGCUUGACCUACUUGCUCUGCCCUGGUAUAAACAGUUUGCUUGCUUAACACAAUUGCUAUUGCGCCAUCCAGUGGACGCAAUUGGAACAGCAGAUUAUUUUAUUGAAAAAUUGCAGCGCAUUUUUAUACUUUACAAAAUUAUUAUAUAUAUAUAUAUAUAUAUAUAUAUAUAUAUAUAUAUAUAUAUAUAUAUAUAUAUAUAUUUUGUCAUCUCGCGGGCCGGAUUAAACCCAUUUGCAGGCCUGAUCCGGCCCGCGGGCCGGACGUUUGACACCCCUGGUCUAGACAUUCAGUUACAUAGCCUUGGUUCAGUUGCAUAGCAUUGGUUUAGUUACAUAGCAUUGGUUAAAAUUCAGAACAUCACCUCCUCAGGUGGAAGACUGCUUGUCCACAGGUCUAGGUGUGGGCCUGGGGAGAACAAAAGUUUCCUCUAGCGAUGAAAGGUGCUCCAAAGUUCUGGACAACCGUGACUCGAAGACCUCCUACAGCUCUGGCUUCCUCAGCCACCACACCAAGGUGGUGGGAGGCUCCGGUAGGCCGGGGGAGCUGUCACUCAACCGUAACGACUCAGUGGGGUUCCAUAGUUGGAUGAGCACCCUGAAGGACUACCCUGACGCCAUCUCCUAUUCUCUGAGACCUCUGUACCUGCUCAUACCCGACAAGAGGGUCCGGGAGAGGGUGAAGGUGGCCUUUUGUUGUUGAUAUACAUUAUGUACAUCAAGGCUAUUCUAUUCUAUUCUAUUCUAUUCUAUUCUGUUCUAUUCUGUUCUGUUCUGUUCUAUUCUGUUCUAUUCUAUUCUAUUCUGUUCUAUUCUGUUCUAUUCUGUUCUAUUCUAUUCUAUUCUAUUAUGUUCUAUUCUGUUCUAUUCUGUUCUAUUCUGUUCUAUUCUAUUCUAUUCUGUUCUAUUCUGUUUUAUUCUGUUCUAUUCUAUUCUAUUCUGUUCUAUUCUGUUCUAUUCUGUUCUAUUCUAUUCUAUUCUGUUCUAUUCUGUUAUAUUCUGUUCUCUUCUGUUCUUUUCUAGAGAUUGGUGUCAAAGGCUGCAUAAAUAAAACCUAAAAUGGGGAUCUUAGGUUAUAUUUUAUAUGUCAAUUAAUAUGUUAACAUUUUGUUCAAAAUACAAAGGAGACUGUCCUGGAGUACCUGAAGGAGAACGCCCUCCCAGAGAGCACCAGAGAACCGUCCUGUGGGAGCCUUGACUCUAAACUGGACUCAAACUGCUGCCUCAGAGGCCUCGAAGGGAACACUGGCGGUGACGGUGAACAAAGCCUGGGGACUGGCAGGAGACUGGUUUUCUGGAGUCACUCAUUCGUAGGUUAUGUUACUGCUCCUCAGCCAGCGCAUUUGUCAACUAACUAAUCACCAAGCCCUUGAGUGGCUGAACCAGGUGUGAGACUGUUGGGUUGGAGUAAAGGUCUAUGUUCCAAAUGGCACACUAUUCCCUGUAGUGCACUCCUUUAUACACUAUACAGAGAAUAGGGUACCAUUUGGAAUGCAGACAAGCAAGAGUUGGGGUCAAUUCGAAUUGAAGUCAGUCAAUGCAGGAAGUAAACUGAAAUUCCAAGUCAAUAAUUGAAAAAGGGGCCAUCUACUUUCAAUGAUUUCUCAAUCAACUGUAAAGGACACACAAAUUAUGUCAUAAGCAACACAGGAAAGGAAGCUAGAAAGGAGGAGAAGAGAGAGUUGUAUGUGGCUGGGAUUCACCACAACCAGUAGAUGAUGAUAGCAUUAGCUAGUUUUAGUGACAGGCCACUUUUACUGACAGGCUAGUUUUAGUGACAUGCCACUUUUACUGACAGGCUAGUUUUAGUGACAGGCCACUUUUACUGACAGGCCACUUUUAGUGACAGGCCACUUUUACUGACAGGCUAGUUUUAGUGUCAGGCCACUUUUACUGACAGGCUAGUUUUAGUGACAGGCCACUUUUACUGACAGGCUAGUUUUAGUGACAGACCACUUUUACUGACAGGCUAGUUUUAGUGACAGGCCACUUUUACUGACAGGCUAGUUUUAGUGACAGGCCACUUUUAGUGACAGGCUAGUUUUAGUGACAGGCCACUUUUACUGACAGGCUAGUUUUAGUGACAGGCUAGUUUUAGUGACAGGCUAGUUUUAGUGACAGGCCACUUUUACUGACAGGCUAGUUUUAGUGACAGGCCACUUUUACUGACAGGCUAGUUUUAGUGACAGGCUAGUUUUAGUGACAGGCCACUUUUACUGACAGGCUAGUUUUAGUGACAGGACACUUUUACUAACAGGCCACUUUUAGUGACAGGCCACUUUUACUGACAGGCCAGUUUUAGUGACAGGCUAGUUUUAGUGACAGGCCACUUUUACUAACAGGCCAGUUUUAGUGACAGGCCACUUUUACUGACAGGCCAGUUUUAGUGACAGGCCACUUUUACUGACAGGCUAGUUUUAGUGACAGGCCAGUUGCUGCAGGUCUCCAGCCUGAUCCUGUAGCCAGGAGCUACAGUUUAUAAGGUCGGAUCACCCUCUUGUGGCAUGCCAUCCCAGCUAACAAGGAACGUAACUGAGACAUUUGUAACAUUCCCCUUAAGUCUUCCAGAGGUACUGAAUGUCAUAGCCUGUUUGGGACAUUAUAGGCGCAUUCAUAACGUUUCUAAUAAGUAUUAUAUAGGUUUUAAAUAUCAGGUCGCUAUACAGACAUCAUGGGAACAUUAAAAACGUUCCUUGGUAGUCCAUGAAAGGUUCUGAAUAUCAUGUUAUUCUGGAGAUAUCCUAGGAACAUUUCAUAAUGUUGAAUUUAGAGCUAUGGUUUGUAGUCCCGUGUAGCUCAGUUGGUAGAGCAUGGCGCUUGCAACGCCAGGGUUGUGGGUUCGUUUCCCACGGAGGGCCAGUAUGAAACAAAUAUAUAUGUAUGCACUCACUAACUGUAAGUCGCUCUGGAUAAGAGCGUCUGCUAAAUGACUAAAAUGUAAAUGUCUUCAUAUGACGUUACAAUCAGAGUGAUAGAAAUGCAUUUUGGAACAACGUCUGUAAGUUUCACAAUAACGUUAUCAUGACUUAUGUGGGGACUAAAAUAACUUUGUGGUCACGUCCUGGAACGUAAUUGUGUUAGCUGGGAUAGUAAUUGAAUAGUAAUUAAUUACCCAGAGCAAUCCCCUGUAUUUAUCUCCAUUUUGGUUCCAACUCCCCGUUUCUCUACUUGCUACAGGUAUGCUGUGGUCCAAUACGGCACAUUUCGGACCAAACCAAACCCUGUGAUCGAAUCUUGUGAUCCUGUGUGGAACACUGACUUUAACAUGGGGCACGUGGACACAACCCUGAAGCUAACGGUGGAGGUCUGGGAUCAAGACAUGCUUAACGAUGACCUACUAGGGGGGCUGUACCAUCCUCCUCCAGCAGGGGACACACAGAGAGAAGUGUGGGGCCACCUGGGGAGGCAUCCAAUUCACCUACAGUCUCACCUGUGACCCACACAUGACCGGGGACCAGUGUGAAACCUACAAGCCUUCCACCUCUGGAGAGUGACUCCUGGAUAGGGCAUUGAGCUUAUUGGCUACUUGGUUUGAUGUAGACUCCUGUAGUAUGGAAUAGUCUCAGUACUGUCUAUACUCUUCGGCUACAGUAAGAGUCUGCAUCUCUUCUCUACCUUUACUAGCCACAGAUCAGCGCUA